Molecule: messenger RNA, 1001 nt
Organism: Pocillopora verrucosa
Lineage: Eukaryota; Metazoa; Cnidaria; Anthozoa; Scleractinia; Pocilloporidae
Product: ryncolin-4
Source: RefSeq, a predicted model, not a curated record
AUGCUGUCUAAAAUGAUUCUUGGUGUCUUCAUCUCCUUUUCCCUGUUUAACUCACUGGUUAUCUGCCAAGGUUCUGUGCAGAGACAAAAUCACGCAAGUUCCAAAACGUGCAUCAUCAAUAACAACUUUUAUGCUGGACCUAACAAGAAAAUCGAAAAUCUUCUCUUGGAUGUGAAAAAACAACUGAACGACAUUCGAAAGGAUCUCAACAUUUUGCCGCAGAAUGAGGGAGACGACACGCAAGUUUUGCCGGACAACAAGAAUUCUUCUGAGCCGUGUACGUUUGACCAACUUGCGGCGGGAGGAGGAGGAAAUACACCCACGGCCAAAAAUAAAGUUAUCAAGAAGAAUUGUGCCGAGCUGUAUAACAUUGGUCACAAAACCAGUGGCGUCUAUAAAAUCGACCCUGAUGGCACAGGUGCUUUUCUCGUGUAUUGUGACCAAAAGACAGCCGGUGGCGGUUGGACGGUGUUCCAAAAGAGGAUGGACGGCUCUGUUAAUUUCUACCUCGGUUGGGAGGACUACAAGAAUGGUUUUGGUAAUCUGAGUAGCGAGUUUUGGCUUGGAUUGGACAAAAUACAUCGCCUGACCCUCAGCGACUGGAACAAGGUUCGCGUUGAUCUGAGGGAUGAAGAUGGAACUAAAGUCCACGCCGAAUAUGAAUUGUUUGCAGUUGCAAGCGAGAAGAACAACUACAAGUUGAGCCUCGGAUCAUAUUCAGGGACGGCAGGCGACGCCCUAACCCAUCACAAUGGAAUGACCUUCACCACUAAAGAUAAGGAUAAUGACGCCCACAAGGAAAACUGUGCACUAAAGCUUAACGGAGCUUGGUGGUACAGAGGAUGUGCGUAUUCCAACCUGAAUGGUUUGCAUCAUAUUGGCGCACAUGCAUAUGUCACUGAUGGGAUUUUUUGGAGCACCUGGAAGGGAUACCAAAAUUCAGUUGCAAAAGCUGAGAUGAAAAUCAAACCAGUCAAGUUUUAAAAACCGAAAUAUAAUAG